This is a messenger RNA of Tachyglossus aculeatus (Australian echidna), 4356 nucleotides long. RefSeq names its product mitogen-activated protein kinase 6 (gene MAPK6). Gene Ontology annotation, cellular component: cytoplasm; nucleus. Gene Ontology annotation, molecular function: MAP kinase activity; ATP binding. The coding region runs from base 897 to 3062 and encodes 721 amino acids. The record is from RefSeq and is a predicted model, not a curated record. Gene Ontology annotation, biological process: intracellular signal transduction; cell surface receptor signaling pathway; protein phosphorylation. NCBI's taxonomy places the organism in Eukaryota, Metazoa, Chordata, Mammalia, Monotremata, Tachyglossidae. The transcript is spliced from 6 exons.
ACAUUAUCUGACCGAUUUUUCUUUGCUUUCAUUUACGGAGACAACUGACAGUGCCCAGAUGGAGGAAGAGAAUACUCACUGACCGCUCUUCUCCAGAACGCGGCCGGGACUAAAACGGGAACUGGAACACAGAGCAAGUGAAACGGCUAUGUGACUACCUCAGGUUGGCUCCCUUUCCGUCAGGUGCUGAGCCGAGGUGAAGUACCGCGUUGCCUCCAGAGUUGAAAGCAGAAGGAGUGGCAAGUUCAAGGUUGUCACAGAUUAAGAUGGAUGGUAGCUUUGAUUGUGACUGUGGUGAGCUGGAGCCACCUGAUCAGUAACAGAAGGCAUCUUUUCUAAGUUAAGAGCUGCCCGAGCUUUCUGUUCAAAGAGACUGAAAACAGAGAAGAAAAAGGAAAAGAAACAGAAGAAAAAUCGUGCUUACCAGCACCCUAGAAUGACGCUGCUCAGGACCAGUCCAACACUGAAUGUAUCUGCACUGUGAGGAGGAUGUUAAUAGAAGCCUAUUUUGUGCAUAUUUAUUCCCAUUUUUGUUAAAUGUUGAUCCGUUUAGCGCAGCAAAGCUGAGCGCCUAGUAUGUCGUUUCAUUCCGUUUAAGUUCCUCGAGUGUUUUCUUUCACGUCUGCAAAAUUGCUGCACCGUUCUUGAGCUAUGAAUUCUGCAAUCGUUCGACUUCUCAAUAUGAGCAUCAGAGCUCAUGAGCUCUAAAUUUCAAGGGGAUACAGCAGGCCUGGCUGGCAUGUGCGAUGAGUGUCAAGAAGCCAUCUUGCAGUGGAAGCAGAAUUAAUUUUCUUCUCCCUUUUUGAAAGAUCUCUCCUGCUACCGGUCGAAGUGUCUUUCUGUGUUUACACGAGUUCAUCAGUUUGGAAGGAGAAAGAAACAUUAAGAGUGUGAAAAUGGCAGAAAAAUUUGAAAGUCUCAUGAACAUUCACGGUUUUGAUCUGGGCUCUCGGUAUAUGGACUUAAAACCACUAGGCUCUGGUGGCAAUGGCUUAGUUUUUUCUGCUGUUGAUAAUGACUGUGACAAGAGAGUGGCCGUCAAGAAGAUCGUCCUUACGGAUCCUCAGAGUGUGAAACAUGCUCUUCGAGAGAUCAAAAUCAUCAGAAGACUCGACCACGAUAACAUUGUGAAAGUAUUUGAAAUCCUUGGCCCCAGUGGAAGUCAGUUAACAGAUGAUGUGGGCUCCCUUACAGAACUGAACUGUGUUUACAUCGUUCAGGAGUACAUGGAGACGGAUCUGGCCAAUCUAUUAGAGCAGGGCCCCUUACUGGAGGAACACGCCAGACUCUUCAUGUACCAGCUGCUACGUGGGCUCAAGUAUAUUCACUCGGCAAAUGUGCUGCACAGAGAUCUCAAACCGGCCAAUCUUUUCAUUAAUACUGAAGACUUGGUGCUGAAGAUAGGUGACUUUGGUCUUGCCCGGAUCAUGGAUCCCCAUUAUUCCCAUAAGGGUCAUCUUUCUGAAGGAUUGGUCACUAAAUGGUACAGAUCUCCACGUCUCUUGCUUUCUCCUAAUAACUAUACUAAAGCCAUUGACAUGUGGGCUGCCGGAUGCAUCUUUGCUGAAAUGCUGACUGGGAAAACCCUUUUUGCAGGUGCACACGAACUUGAACAGAUGCAGCUGAUUUUAGAAUCAAUUCCCGUUGUACAUGAGGAAGAUCGUCAAGAGCUUCUCAGUGUAAUCCCAGUUUACAUUAGAAACGACAUGACUGAGCCUCACAAACCUUUAACUCAGCUGCUUCCAGGAAUUAGUCCUGAAGCACUGGAUUUCCUGGAGCAAAUUCUGACAUUUAGUCCUAUGGAUCGAUUGACAGCAGAAGAAGCUUUGUCCCAUCCUUACAUGAGCAUCUAUUCCUUUCCCACCGAUGAGCCCAUCUCUAGUCAUCCUUUUCACAUUGAAGAUGAGGUGGAUGAUAUUUUGCUCAUGGACGAAACACACAGUCACAUUUAUAACUGGGAAAGGUACCAUGAAAGUGAAUUUUCUGAGCACGAUUGGCCUUUACACAAUAAUUACGAUAUCGACGAAGUUCAGCGUGACCCUCGGGCUCUCUCGGAUGUCCCCGAUGAAGAGGAAGUCCAAGUAGAUCCUCGCAAAUACCUGGAUGGAGAUCGAGAAAAGUAUCUGGAGGAUCCGGCUUUCGAUACCCAUUUCUCUACUGAGCCCUGUUGGCAGUAUCCAGAUCAUCACGAGAAUAAAUAUUGUGACCUGGAGUGCAGUCACACUUGUAACUACAAAAUGAGGUCGUCGUCGUAUCUAGAUAACUUGGUUUGGAGGGAGAGCGAAGUUAACCAUUAUUACGAGCCCAAGCUUAUCAUAGAUCUUUCAAACUGGAAAGAGCAGAGCAAGGAAAAGUCAGAUAAAAAAGGCAAGUCAAAAUGUGAAAGGAAUGGGUUGGUGAAGGCUCAGAUAGCACUUGAGGAAGCAUCCCAGCAGCUGGUGGAGAAAGAGAGGGAGAAGAAUCAAGGCUUUGACUUUGAUUCCUUUAUCGCAGGAACCAUUCAGCUUAGUUUACAACACGAAUCUACUGACGUUGACAAAUUAAAUGACUUGAACAGCUCAGUGUCCCAACUAGAACCGAAGAGCUUACUGUCAAAGUCGGUGAGCCGGGAGAAGCAGGAGAAAGGAAUGGCCAACUUGGCUCAGUUGGAAGCCUUGUAUCAGUCAUCCUGGGAUAGCCAGUUUGGAAGCGGCGGGGCGGAGUGCUUUCUCAUCGACCAGUUUUGUUGUGAAGUGAGGAAGGAUGAGCACAUUGAGAAGGAAAACACUUACACCAGUUACCUGGAUAAGUUUCUUAGGCAGAAGGAAGACGCUGAAGUGCUAGAAAUGGAACCAGCCGAUGAUGGGAAGCUUGGGGAGAAGGAAAGGGAGGAGGGUUUUCCCAACAAUAGCGGGGAGUUCCUGUUCAACAAGCAGCUCGAGUCCAUCGGCAUUCCCCAGUUUCACAGCCCCGUGGGGUCCCCCCUUAAAUCAAUCCAGGCCACGUUGACGCCUUCCGCUAUGAAAUCUUCCCCGCAGGUCCCCCAUAAGACCUACAGCAGCAUUCUGAAACACCUAAACUAAAACACUCAGCAGACAUUUCUUUUUUGUAUUUUUCAUGAGAUUUGUUUGUCUUUUUUUAUUCCUAGUGUAAUUUUUUUUUUUACUUGAAUCAGAUGGUGUCAUUUUAGUAUGAAUUUCACUAGUUCUCUCGGUUUACCAUUGUUUUUAAAGUCCAGAAUUACUUUCUAUACACGAGUUAGUUUUCUUUUAAACUGGCAUGUUGUUUGCACACAAAACGAAAGAAUAGAGCAAAAUAAUGCAAUGCAGGAGGAGACGAAAAAUGCACUAAACCAAGUGGAAACAUUCUCUCAGUAAAACCAUUGUUUUGCAGAAAAAAAAAACCUUGCCUUGAAAUUUACACAGUGAGACUGUACAUAAUUGCAUGAAAAUAUCUAUUUUUUUCCUAAAACGUUUUUCAUUCAUGAGUAUUUUCAAGUUUUUCAUACUGUACACAUUUCUUAAAACACAUGAAACCAGCAGCAACUGAAAAAUGAAUGCCGAAUUUGGUACGCAUGUGUUAUCUACCUCAAGGUAACAGAAGUAUGUGGCAAAACUUGUUCCCCGCCCAUAGUGCUUCACAAUACGCACUUCUAUUUAGCCAGCAUUAUUACCGUAGCUCCUCUUCUCAAGAAUCAUUCACUGUUUAUAAAUGUUUUGGUAUGCAUUCUUUAUAGUGAAGUGUUACUACACUGCAUUUUAUUUAUUUUAGCAAAUCAGUAUAUUUUCUGUAUUUAAUUAAUAGGAAGUUAACCUCGUUUUUGAUGUUUCGAUGCAAAUCGUUUUUUUUCCCCGUCUAGCCCUACGGUUUGUUGCCUACUGAGCUGAAUGUAGACCAUCAGCUUAUUCUGAGGCUGCCCCACAUACUCAAUUUACUACUUAAGUGUUCAUUUCAAGUAAAGCGCUCACUGUGUACAGGAAUUUGUAUUUUGGAGGUGCUUGAUCUGACUAAAAUGAAAAAUUGGGAACUGCUUUAUUACAAAAUGCUCCUAGAAGUCUUAAUCGUGUUCAUUUUUUAAAAAAUUUUGUAAUGUUAGGCUUGUGUGCAUGAAAGUAAUUAAGGUACACCAUUACUGUAGGUUAAAAGUUGUAUAUGGUAAGACAUCUUUUGUUUUUUUUUUUUCUGUACGUUUUUACUGAAUGAUCUAUUCCCCACGCCAAGCAAGCAUGAGUAAAAUUAGGCUAAAUGUAGCAUGUGGCAUCUCGGUCUCUUGAAAAAUUCGUUUCCCUAUUUUCCUUUGGAUACUGUCUGUAUCUUUGGUUAAACUGUUUAAAGAAAAAGAUGAAUAAAACAAAUAAACAUGGCCAGCAUAAAGUG